AUGGGCAGCUGCUGCUGUAGCCGCGAUGAUGAAGCCAAAGCUGAGCAAAAGUUCGGCAAGGGUGGCGAGAAGGACGUCUCGGGAGGUCCGGUGAAGAAUCGCCACUGCACGGAUGUUCUUUGCUGCAUCAUCUUCGUGUUGCACUGGUUUGGCUUCGCAGCGAUCGUGUUUGCUGGAUAUGCAGACGGGAACCCUUCGAAACUGUACUUGCCGCGCGAUUUCAAAGGCGACUAUUGCGAUCUUGAAGAGUACCAGGGAGUGAAGAAGCUCCUUAGGACACUCAACGUAUCUGCGACUGUGGAUGAGGUUGCGAAACAGCUGAUCUGUUCCACAGCAGCGGAGGAUGCUUUGGUCACCAUUCUUUCAAGUGCCGACCUGGAUGACUACCGAUGUGCCUGCUGCAAGCUACCCUGCGCCAGCUGUCAAGCCAGCUUGGGCCUACAAGAUAUUGAGGAUCCAGCUACUGCAGCGAGCUCCAUCGGUUCAAGGAUGUCGGAGUUCACAGAUCCCAGCAAAGCCGCGGCGCUUUUCUCGUCGGGCAGCGCGAAUGCUGUGUCCUUUGAUGCAGAAGCGAUUUGGGGAGAGAUGACGAAAUUCAUGGUUGCCGUUUGCUUGAAUCAGACCUCCUGCGCU
Molecule: messenger RNA, 633 nt
Organism: Symbiodinium necroappetens
Lineage: Eukaryota; Dinophyceae; Suessiales; Symbiodiniaceae
Source: the annotation of a GenBank genome assembly